Molecule: messenger RNA, 1053 nt
Organism: Endocarpon pusillum Z07020
Lineage: Eukaryota; Fungi; Ascomycota; Eurotiomycetes; Verrucariales; Verrucariaceae
Exons: 3
Coding region: 1-1053 (350 amino acids)
Biological process (GO): endoplasmic reticulum to Golgi vesicle-mediated transport; vesicle fusion; intracellular protein transport
Cellular component (GO): SNARE complex; Golgi membrane; endomembrane system
Molecular function (GO): SNAP receptor activity; SNARE binding
Source: RefSeq, a predicted model, not a curated record
AUGGUCACAACAUCAAUACAAGAUCGGACGAAUGAAUUCCGGACAGUUCUUAUCCAAGCCCAGAAACGACAGAACACCUCAAAGGUUGGAUCACAACGGGCAUCAUUACUUUCAGAUGUGCAAAGACGGGAAGCAAAUGGGUCUGCUGGGUCAGAGCGGAGGGCGCGAUCCGAGUUUGCAAGAAAUGCUGCCCAGGUGGGAAGGGGCAUCACAGCGACAAUGGGCAAGUUGGAGAGGCUGGCGCAAUUGGCGAAACGAAAGACUCUGUUCGACGACCGACCGGUGGAGAUUUCAGAGUUGACUUAUAUCAUAAAACAAGACCUUGCUUCUUUGAACAGCCAGAUUUCUUCUUUACAAUCUCUCAACCAGUCUCUACAUCCCAACGCCUUACAACCGAAGUCAGCCGAUCAGGAAGGUCAGCACAAUAAGAAUGUGGUGGUCAUGUUGCAGGGCAAGGUAGCAGAUGUGGCGGCGAGUUUCAAGGACGUUCUAGAGGUACGGACGAAGAAUAUUCAAGCGAGCAGAUCGCGGACCGAGAAUUUUGUCAGCUCAGUAUCGGCGAAGACGGCAACCGGUAUGGAUGCACAGCGCUCGGAAUCACCGCUCUACCAGUCCACAGGUACAAAUAGACAGCGUACACCCCAAGCUGCCCAUUCGAGCUCCGAUCUUCUUAGCCUGGAACCUUCGUCAUCUUCUACACUUAUGCGGCACGGACAGCAAUCAGAUUCGCAAUUGCUGAUGAUGGAAGAAGCGCAGCCUACCAACACCUAUAUACAACAAAGAGGCGAGGCCAUCGAAGCGAUUGAACGAACGAUAAACGAGCUUGGCGGAAUAUUUGGGCAACUGGCUAGCAUGGUGUCCGAACAGAGCGAGAUGAUCCAGCGGAUAGACGCAAACACAGAAGACGUGGUUGAUAAUGUUCAAGGCGCGCAAAGGGAACUGCUCAAAUACUGGAGCAGGGUUAGCGGUAAUCGAUGGUUGGUUGCAAAGAUGUUCGGAGUGUUAAUGUCGAACUGCUUACCAGGAGAAGGGGCAGCUAAAGAUUCGAGCUAA